Molecule: messenger RNA, 648 nt
Organism: Penaeus monodon (black tiger shrimp)
Lineage: Eukaryota; Metazoa; Arthropoda; Malacostraca; Decapoda; Penaeidae
Source: RefSeq, a predicted model, not a curated record
UGGCACGACGAGGCCGACCUCUUACGGGAAGCGAGGGUCCUUCCUCCAGGCGUUGACGACCAGAUCAACCUCGAGGCAGAGACUCGAGACCAAGUCAAGGACCUCAUGGAGACUUUGAUUGAGGAGGAAAUCCUGGACGUCCGUCGGGGUUGGGUCCUCGCCUCCAACUUUUAAUGCUUUCCAUAUUUCCAUUCCGACGCCAAUGUUCAAUGUCAGUGAACCUCCCUCGGCCUGGACUGUUCACUCCCAAGGAAGCUGAAACAGCGUGCUGUUCAGGCCGCACCGAGGGUUCUCCCACGAAGCCUUCGGCCAUGAGCGACGACCAAAGCCAAGCGCCUUCCGCCUUGACGACGAAGGCGCUGUGACACUGGACGAGCCUGUACCUUGAAUGCGUAGUUUUAGGAUACAGUGACUGUAACUCUCUUCUGAGUUGCUGAUGAAAUGUUUAUUGUUUUUGACAAGGGAUACUUCCCUCUAUAAUGUUUAUGUUGUAAUGACUACAACCCAUGUUUAAAGAUAACAGGGUUGUUAAAUGAUGAUCUGUUUUUAUACUCAUAUGACUGCGAUUCAGUCGCUCUUGAAGAAAUUAUCUCAUUUAAGGCAUGAAAGACUAAUGAUUCAUUUUGAUAAAUAAAAUACUUACAUGUU